GCCGUCUUGGCACUGUUUUGCAUACCUGUCUUCCUCUGGUUCCUCCUCACUUCUCUUGGCUCUCGAAGACGAUCUCCAUGCCCGCUUCCCCCAGGGCCCCCUGGUAAGUUCCUGUUGGGCAACCUCGGGCAGCUCAGCGCACACCCCGAGCAGGACUACAUGACGUGGGGCAAAGAGUACAACUCCGAUGUCAUCCACAUCAAGGUUCUGGGCCAACACAUGAUAUGUCUGAACAGCAACAAGGCGGCCGUAGACCUCCUCGACAGGCGAGGGUCCAAUUAUUCUGACCGGCCUCGCUUCACGCUCUUCGAAGUCAUGGGUUGGGGCCUCACCUUGACUUUCCUCCGCUGGGGGCCUCGCUUCAAGCUCCACCGGCGCCUCUUCCAGACAACCUUGACUCGGUCUUCCAUCAAGACUUUCCAGCCGAUACAGAUGCACGAAGCUCACAAAGCAGUACGAUCUCUUCUGAAGACUCCAAACGACUGGCGAGACGUCACGCUUCUUCUCACCACGAGUAUCAUCUUUCGCAUCGCCUACGGCCAGGAGAUUAAGUCCAAAGCAUCGCCUUACACUGGCAUGUCUCGCGCAGCCAACGAUGUCACAACCAACGGCGGCAUAGCAGGGUCCUCGGUCGUCGAUAUUUUCCCGCUCGCGCGGUACUUCCUGCCGUCGAGCCUGUCACCAGCGCUGAGGCAUGCGAGGCAGAGCAGGGAGACCAUCAAGACGAUUCAUGAGGUCCCCUGGGAUAACAACAUGCGCGACAUCAAAGCAGGCACUGCAACACCAAGCUUCAUGAAGACACACUUUGACCGCUGGGUCAGCAAUGCGAAGGCCGGCAUUCACCAGGAAGCCACGAUCGAGGAUCUGAAGGGGGCGACGGCAGCUGUGUUCAUCGCGGGCGGGAACAGCACAUGGGGCACAGUGCUGAGCGCGAUUUUGUUCCUCACCAAGUUCCCCGACGUCCAGAGGCGCGUCCAAGAAGAGAUUGACACUGUUGUUGGCACGGGCCGGCUCCCGACGUUCCAAGACCGGCCGACGCUCAAGUACCUAGACGCCUUCUUGACCGAGUGCAUGCGGGUCCUCCCUCUGAAUCCUCUUGUCAUCCCACAUUGUAGCCUGAAGGACGAUGUAUACGAGGGCAUGUUCAUUCCGGCUGGAAGCGUGGUGUUUGCAAACGCCAAGGCGAUGACGCGCGACCCCAACACAUACCAAGACCCGGAGAAAUUCGACCCAGAUCGAUACGCUAAGGGGGAACCGUCUCCUCCGGGAAAUUUCGGGUUUGGGCGGCGAAAAUGCCCAGGGAAUCAUCUCGCGCUUGCGACAGUUUACAUCUAUGUUGCGACAAUGAUGAGCGUGUUUGAGAUCGAGAAGGUCGUGGAUAGAACGGGGAGAGCAAUGGAGCCCGAGAUCGAGCUGACUGUCGGCCUAGGAGGUCAUCCCGCGCCGUUCGAGUGUCAGCUUAAACUUAGGUCACCAGAGCGGGCCUGGCUCCUACAAGAUGAGGAGAUGCAGGAAUACUAUUGACGUCUUGAUGACUGAUGACUGACGAUGGCACGCAUAGAAGACUUGCAUUUACGGGGACAAAAGUAGUUUUAGAUAUAAAUAGACUCCCAAGAUUUACUCC
This is a messenger RNA of Cryphonectria parasitica EP155, 1624 nucleotides long. RefSeq names its product putative cytochrome P450 oxidoreductase. The record is from RefSeq and is a predicted model, not a curated record. The coding region runs from base 160 to 1524 and encodes 454 amino acids. The transcript is spliced from 4 exons. NCBI's taxonomy places the organism in Eukaryota, Fungi, Ascomycota, Sordariomycetes, Diaporthales, Cryphonectriaceae. Gene Ontology annotation, molecular function: oxidoreductase activity, acting on paired donors, with incorporation or reduction of molecular oxygen; monooxygenase activity; iron ion binding.